Adineta steineri is the source of this 915-nucleotide messenger RNA. The record is from the annotation of a GenBank genome assembly. NCBI's taxonomy places the organism in Eukaryota, Metazoa, Rotifera, Eurotatoria, Adinetida, Adinetidae.
AUGUAUUUAUUAAUUACAUUAUUACUAGUGACAUUUGUUAGUUGUCAACAAGAUAUAUGUUCAUGUUCAUGUUGUGUUGGUCAAUUUUGUGAUCCAGUUUUUAUUGGUAGUUCUGACAUACAGACCUGUACAAAAGAAUCGUGUAGUUCAUAUUGUCGUAGUUUAAAUUCUCAAUGUCAAAUAGACUAUCCAAAUGGUCAAAUUUUAGCUACAUGUUCACCAAUCAAUACUCCUCUAUAUAAAUGUCAAUGCAAUUGUUGCAAUACAGGUUCUGCUCUAUGUGCACCAGCAUUCAUUGGUUACAGUACCACUUUUAUAUGUCAAAUAAGCUCAUGCAGUCUUUCAUGUCUUGAUCAAUAUCCAGAUAGAUGCAUCUCAAAUGAACGUGGGCAAACAAAUGGUACAUGUAUUGGUGAAAUUAUAACAUCAACUAUACCAACAACAACAACUACUACUACUAUCGCUACUGCAUCUUGGAUCGGUAAUACAUGCUCAUGCAUGUGUUGUCAAUCGGGACCUUCGUGUUCACCAAAUGUUUAUGUAGGUCCUGUCUUAGCAGCUCAAUGUUCAUCAACAGCUUGUACACAAGAAUGUCAAAAUAAAUAUCCAUCAUCAUGUCCAUCAAUAUCUUAUUUGGGUCAAACAAAUGGUACAUGUACAAAUCAAAACAAUGGCAAUACACGUUGUAAAUGUCAAUGUUGUGAUUUAACUGGAUGCCAAUCUUCUGAAACUAGUACAAAUGAAGAUUGUACUACAUGUCAUAGUUUAUGUCGACAAAGUUUAGUAUGUGGUAAUACAAAUAAUGUAACAGAAAGUUGUGUUAAUAAUACAACAAAAAAAAUUAUGCCUCAUUCUAUUCUAUUGACUGUUUUUAUAUCAAUAAUUGUGGUCGCUUUUUUUUCUGUUGCUCAAUAA